Molecule: messenger RNA, 1415 nt
Organism: Lotus japonicus
Lineage: Eukaryota; Viridiplantae; Streptophyta; Magnoliopsida; Fabales; Fabaceae
Product: binding partner of ACD11 1
Exons: 8
Coding region: 220-1038 (272 amino acids)
Molecular function (GO): RNA binding
Source: RefSeq, a predicted model, not a curated record
UGUUUUCUUUCUUUCGGACUUUGACGAGGUACAUCAUCAUUACAUUCCUUGUCUCUCUUUCUUUCUUUCUUUCUCUCCUCUUGUGUCUGUCUCUCUGCUUCAAUUUCAAUGCAACUCUUUCCUCUUCGCUGACACAAAAUCACUCUCAACUCAACUCACACCCUUCUCGAAUAGUACCAUCACUUUCCGCUACGCAAAACCCCUCCUACUUCAAUUGCAAUGCAGACUAGGACUGUUCAGGUGAAGCAGGUUUCAGAUCUAGCUGGUGAAAGAGAGAUUCAUGAGUUUUUCUCUUUUUCUGGUGAAAUCGAGCACGUUGAGAUCCUCAGUGAAUAUGGGAAAUCAAAGACUGCAUUUGUGACAUUUAAAGAUGCCAAAGCGCUUGAAAUUGCAUUGUUGUUAUCGGGAGCAACCAUAGUAGACCAGAUUGUGAGUAUAACUCCAGUUGAGAACUAUGUACCAAAUCGUGAGAUGCUGGAAGUAACGGUGGUGGAAAAUGCUAUAAAUGUUGCUCCUGAACAUGUCUCGUUGAAUAUUGAGGAGGAGAAACCCAGCUCACCCAGCUCUGUCAAUGGAAGAGUGUAUCUUAGUAGAGCACAAGUUGCAGUUAGUAGUAUGCUGGCAAAAGGUUCUGCAAUAAAGCAAGAUGCCGUAAACAAAGCUAAAGCAUUUGAUGAAAAGCAUCAGUUGACUUCUAAUGCAUCUGCAAAGGUGAUUUCUUUUGACAAGAGAGUUGGAUUGACAGAGAAAUUGACAGUUGGCCUUUCUGCAAUGAAUGAGAAAGUGAAGUCUGUGGAUCAGAGGCUUCAUGUUUCUGAUAAAACAAUGGCAGCUAUAUUUGCUGCUGAAAGGAAGUUGAAUGAUACUGGAUCAGCUGUCAAAACAAGCAGAUAUGUGACUGCUGGAACAUCAUGGUUAAAUGGAGCUUUUAGCAAGGUGGCAAAGGUUGGACAUGUUGCUAGUACUAGGACUAGAGAGAAGUUUAAUAUGGCUGUUUCAAACUUGACAGCAAAGGAUUCUCCAGUGGCUGCUGUAUAGACCAGAGUUUUGAUGAUCAAACUUUCUUCAUCAGUCUUAAGUGAUGAUCUCUUUAAGAGCAUGCAAACAAAUUGGUCUGUCAGAUUUCUUUCUGUCCUUCAACAGUUGAAAUGCAUUUGGAAGUAUGGUAAUUGGUUAUUCAAUUUAAUCCUAUUUUUUGUAUUCUUUUGUCCCUCUUCUGUGUUAGUUGUUGCUUCUAUGUAAUCUAGCAUUGGUAAUAUUAUUUUUUGGGUGAAGAGGAAAGUAUAGGUGUGAUGCAAUGUAUUUGUUUUUUCAAAGUUCAAAAAAUUAGAUGUGCGUGUAAGAUUUGCAAUUUGUUCUGUCAUCAACAUUUGGAAGAUUUAUUGGGGAGAUUAUUAUCUUACUGGUUUACAGAA